AUGGAUCUCCUUAAGAAUCUCGCUGGUGGUGCCGACAACAAUGAUCAACGCGGCCAGCAACCAUAUGGCCAGCAGUCACAUGGCCAGCAACAGCAAUAUGGCCAGCAGCAGCAAUAUGGCCAGCAACAACAGCCAUACGGUCAGCAGCAGCAGGGCCACUCUUCAUCUGGCUCAGGCUCCGGCUCCGGUCUCGGUGGUAUGAUCGGCGGAUUGAUGGGUGGUGGCAGCCCAAAGCAGUCGCAGCAGCAUCAACCUCCGUCGUACGGCCACCAAGAUCAGUCGUACGGCCAACAGGGGGGAUCAUACGGCCAACAAGGCGGAUCAUACGGCCAGCAAGGCGGGUCAUACGGCCAACAGGGCCAGCAGUCAUACGGCCAGCAGCAAGGUCAUUCCUCCUCGGGUUCUGGCUCUGGUUCAGGCCUCGGCGGCAUGAUCGGAGGACUGAUGGGCGGUAGCGCCAAGCCCCAGCAGCAGCAGCAAUCGUCUUACGGCCAGCAGCAAGGACACUCUUCGUCCGGCUCUGGAUCUGGCUCUGGUUUGGGUGGCAUGAUUGGUGGAUUGAUGGGUGGUAGCAAGCCUCAGCAGCAGCAGCAGCAACAAAGCUCUGGCGGUUGGGGCGACAAGCUCCACGGCAUGAUUGGUGGUGGCCCAGAGUCAGAAAAGAAGGAAGACACCGUUGAUAAGGCUGUCGAUCUUUUCCAGGAGCAUAUCCUCAAGCAGGGCCCUCAAAACAAUGAGAGCGCUUUCGAACAAGCUAAGGAUGAGCAGAUUGGCAACUUCAUCCGAUCCCAGUACAAAAACUACACCGGCAAGGAUAUCUCUAAGAAAUAA
Molecule: messenger RNA, 831 nt
Organism: Morchella importuna
Lineage: Eukaryota; Fungi; Ascomycota; Pezizomycetes; Pezizales; Morchellaceae
Exons: 3
Coding region: 1-831 (276 amino acids)
Source: RefSeq, a predicted model, not a curated record